Molecule: messenger RNA, 1490 nt
Organism: Dermacentor silvarum
Lineage: Eukaryota; Metazoa; Arthropoda; Arachnida; Ixodida; Ixodidae
Product: EARP-interacting protein homolog
Exons: 9
Coding region: 269-1420 (383 amino acids)
Biological process (GO): protein ubiquitination
Molecular function (GO): protein binding
Source: RefSeq, a predicted model, not a curated record
CUGUCUGCUAGCUGCUCGAGGCUUGUUUGGCGCUUGACUGACGCAUUCAAAGCUCAGUAAUGCUUUAAGGCUUUAAGCGCCCAGUUCAUAACACAAUAACGUCUAGAAAAUAAUAAUUCUACGUAACUUGCAAACUAAGUAUCCUUAAUUGAUCGCGCAUCGGAUUCCCGCAACGCCGGUGACGACAGUGCGAUGUGUUUUGAAGGCAGCUGCAAGAAUAUCGUGACAGCUGCCUGAAUCGUUAGGUAGUGUGCGUAGCAUCACAGAGAUGGAAGACGAAGCUGCUGUCAUCUACGGGCUGGAACUUCAGUCCCGAUCCCUGGCAGCCUUGGCCGCCGAGACUGAGACAGUCUGUUUCCUCGUGGGCACUCAGUCGCUCAAGUGCGACAACCAGAUCCACGUUCUGGUCUACAACGAAGAGACCAACUCGUUGAACAAGGCAGUCUACAUCCACAGCGCUGGCGAGCUCUGGCAUCUGGCCUGCUCACCUACGGACAGAACCCUCUUCUCUUCCUGCUACAAUGAAAUCACCAAAGCUGGGAAAUGCGAGAUGCAGGCUGCCAUCUGGAAGCUGCCGGAGGUGCCAUCCGUUGGUGACCUUUCGCCUCCCGACGACGGACUAGCGUCACUGCCACGACUCGGAAAGGUCACCCACCUUGACACCCUGAAGUAUGGCACCGAAGUGCCCAGGGUGUUAUGGGAGCCCACGGAGGGCCGCAAGUUGGUCUCUCUGGUCAACAACAAUCUCCUCAUGUUCGACCUCGCAUCGGCAGGCUCAUCAGCUUCGCUGACCGGGUGCAUCACAGUGGAGCUCAAGGGCAACCCCAAGCUCACCUGUGCUGCCUGGAAUCCCCACCAGAGCUGCACCCUUGUGGCCGCAGCCGUGGACACCGGAAUCAAGGCUUUCGAUUUGCGCUCCAUGCAGCAAGUGUGGCAGAUCGAAGGGGCUCAUGGACAGGUUGUUCGGGAGCUAGACUUCAACCCAAACCGUCAGUACUUCCUCGCCAGCUGUGGAGACGACUGCCUGGCCAAGUUCUGGGAUGUCCGGAAUCCCACUGCGCCGGCGGUCACACUGAGUGACCACUCCCACUGGGUCUGGAGCGUGCGGUACAACCACUUUCACGACCAGCUCGUGCUGACUUCGAGCAGCGACUCACGGGUAAUCCUGUCGCGCGUCGCAUCCGUGUCGUCCGAGCCCUUUGGCCACCUCGUGGACGACGAAGAGGAGGGCGGCGAUGAGCACAAGGAAAAGAAAUGCGAAAAAGAUGGCGUGAUAGCCACGUACGAGGAGCAUGAGGACAGCGUCUACGCCGUGCACUGGUCGGCGGCCGAUCCUUGGCUCUUCGCUUCUCUCAGCUACGACGGGCGGCUAGUACUCAACCGAGUUCCGCGCACCGAGAAGUACAGAAUCCUUCUCUGACAGCGCCCAACAUUCCUCUCUUUUUCGUUUGGAUGUUCGCAAUAAAUGUAAGAAUUUUUAUGGUUUGCCA